Molecule: messenger RNA, 2127 nt
Organism: Oryza brachyantha (malo sina)
Lineage: Eukaryota; Viridiplantae; Streptophyta; Magnoliopsida; Poales; Poaceae
Product: rop guanine nucleotide exchange factor 9
Exons: 7
Coding region: 283-1911 (542 amino acids)
Molecular function (GO): guanyl-nucleotide exchange factor activity
Source: RefSeq, a predicted model, not a curated record
CAGUCUUCUCCGACGCGACCACGCGAGGACGCAGCAGCCAGCCAGGCGCUCCCCUGCGUCCUCGCGCGCGUCGAUCAGCUAUAGCCGGCCGAGAAAACCCAAGGCCGUCCACGCCACUCCUCUCGGGCGCGCCGGCGAGGUGGCCGGCGCGCGACAUUGAAGCCAACCCCCCGUCGUCGUCGAUCGAUCGAGCUCCAGCUAGCGGCUAGCGCAUCGAGCUGGACAGCAACCUCCACGUACAUGAGCUCUUCUUCCUGGAUGACAUGAGCUUGUGAUCGAUCGAUGGUGCGGCGGUCCCUGCUGCGCGGCCACAGCCUCGACAGGUUUCUACCGAGGCGCCUGAUCACCAUGUCCUCCAGCCCUUCCUUCUCUUCCUCGUCGUCGCCGUCCCCGUCGUUGUCGUCGUCCUCGCGUGGAAGCAACAGCGGCAGGUGGUGCGGCAGCGUGGCGGACGAGGACGACGACGCGGCCCCGCCUCUGCCGCCGCUGCAGAAGCGGGUGCUGUCGAGGAGCCACGGCUCCAGGGCCAAACCGGGUGGCUCCCUCGACCUGCCCCCGCCGGUGCCAUCGAAGACCGUCCGUGACAGUGGGCCGCCUUCAGAUAUGGAACUGAUGAAGGAGAAGUUCGCCAAGCUGCUGCUCGGGGAGGACAUGUCCGGCACCGGCAAAGGGGUCUCCUCCGCUCUCGCUCUCUCCAACGCCAUCACCAAUCUCGCAGCUUCGGUAUUCGGGGAGCAGCGCCGUCUUGAGCCCAUGGGUGCCGACCGGAGAGCUCGAUGGAACAAGGAGAUCGACUGGCUGCUGUCUGUCACCGACCACAUCGUCGAAUUCGUCCCUACGCAACAGGCGUCCACGGAUGGAACCAGCAUGGAGGUGAUGGGUACCCAGCAGCGCAGGGAUCUUCUCAUGAACGUCCCGGCAUUGCGGAAACUCGACGCCAUGCUCCUUGAGUAUCUUGACAAUUUCAAAGAUGAUCAAGAAUUCUGGUACGUGUCUAAAAACUCUGAUGAGAAUGAAGGGGGUGGUGCACCAAGACAAGGCGACAAGUGGUGGAUCCCAACAGUUCGAGUCCCUCCUGAGGGUCUGUCGGAUACAUCGAGAAAGUGGAUUCUGCACCAGAAGGACCUUGUAGGGCAAGUGCUGAAGGCAGCCAUGGCCAUUAAUGCUGAUGUUCUUACAGAGAUGGAGAUCCCAGAAGAAUAUAUCGAAACUCUCCCUAAGAAUGGAAGGUCCAGCCUCGGAGACUCGAUAUACAAAUGUAUCACUGAUGAUUAUUUUGAUCCCAACGAGCUCAUAAACUCUGUAGACCUGUCGACAGAGCACAAGAUUGUCGAUCUCAAAGACCGAAUUGAGGCCUCCGUUGUCAUUUGGCAGAGGAAAAUUUGCAACAAACUCUCAUGGGGCCCUGGCGUCAGCUUGGAGAAACGAGAGCAAUUCGAAGAGCGGGCACAAACUGUCCUGCUCAUCCUCAAGCACAGGUUCCCUGGUGUUCCUCAGUCUUCACUCGACAUCAGCAAGAUACAAUACAACAGGGAUGUUGGAUACGCCAUCUUGGAGAGCUACUCCAGGACCCUCGAGAGCUUAGCUUUUGCAGUUUUAUCACGGAUCGAAGAUGUUCUCUAUGCCGACGCCGUCGCCCGAGACCCAAAGCGCGCGAAAUCAAGGAGAAGGCCCAGCAUAGUUGACAUCCCAGAUGUCACCACCAUGGACGGUGCGCUGGAGGAAGAGGAGAGGCUGAGCAGCAUGGAUGCCAAUUCCGUGCAGUGGCAGGAGCAAGAACUCGAGAGCAAAGGCGCGGAUGCCAACGGCGGGAAGCUGAGGAAAGUUCACCGCAUGGUCACUAAGAAGAUUUUGCACAUAGAGAAAAUCGAUAAUGUGGGGGGCGGGUUGAGAGGCUUUUCUCAGAGGUAGCUGCUGCGUCUUCUAAAAUGCUUGGUUGUUCCAGACAGACAGAGGGGGCCAUCUAGCUGAGAGGAGCCUGUAAAUAGCUCACACUUCAGCGUGGCUGGAUGGGGUGGAUUGGCGGUGUAAUAUGUUCGGCUCAGGUGAGCUGAAAUCAGUAUGCGUAUUUCACGGCCUCAACUUGGUUGGUGAAUUUCGCUUAAAUAGAUCAGCAAUUCAGAAUGC